AUGUUAGAUCUCGAUGUUAGUUCCGCCAAAAAUAGGGGUGUAAAUUCAAACACAGAACUUCUGUUAGAAUCCUUGAACAAUUUGCCAAAAUACCUAGAAAAUUGUCUAAAAGAUCACAUAAACAAUUGUUUUCCGAAUGGAACGACAACAUUGCUGGAUAAUGAAGUAUAUAAGCUGAGUAUACAGGAGUUUAACUCUCUAUUUAAGCUGCCACACGAUUCUUCAACGGAGUCCAGUAAAGAAUCGACUUUUCACAGCAGUUUUAUCAAAUUUAUCGCACGUCUAGAAUCUGUAGAUUUAGUUAAAUGUACAAUAUUUAGAACAUAUCCUCUAUUGAGGAACAUACUGAUAGUAGUUGAGGCACACAUCCUAUACACAUUUAAGGGCCUGAACCACGAGACGUUUUCGUCUAAAUUUUUUAAGUUCCUGCUUGAAAAUGAUAGGUUUUGUUACGUUCUGGACUCGUUUUACAGAGAGAACAGGAUACGAGUGUCCACCCAUGAAGCUAUGAAGGGCUUUAACUACGGCUCCUUCCUACUUGAAACAUCACUCAGGGCACUGGAGUUGGUUUGCAGCACCUUAUCGGAAAACAAUAAGGCACACGAGAAUGGGCCGACGAGCGAACACGAGCUGCUGGAGUUUUUUAUCAUAUUCAACUAUAUGCAGAGAAUUUUGGCUCAGUUUUUAGUGCUCGCUAUUCUGAAGAACGGAGAGAUGAACCAGAACAGAGGCCAGAAGAGGGAUGCCUGUGCCACCAAACAGGACGUCAACGGAGAAUAUGGGAAGAACGAAAAGAUCAUAAAGAUGAGUCUGUCGACGCUGAGAGCGCCAAAGUACGUCAGAGAACAUAAGUUCAUAAACAAGUGGUCCCUGUACUUCUUUAUGCCGAUCUACCACGUAUUGUCAGCAGGGUUCUCAGCGACGACGGAGUAUGACUCGAUAAGCAAUCAGCUACUGGAGGCGUUAGUGGAGUCUCUCAACAACUUUGCACCUCUGUUGUGGCUGGAGCCCUCGAAGGCGCUGAACAACCUGGAAAACUUGCUGCUUCUGCACUCAAUAAACCUGUUGAAGUUAAACGAAGUCGUUAGCGAUCACUCGACGUCACUGUACAACCAAAUCGUGGGAAACAUGGUGUCCAAGAAGAACGAGAAGUCUAACAAGUCUAACCCGCUCUCAAGCAACGCAUCUUCGAGGGACCUGACGACCUAUUUCCAGAAGAAUCAAAUGAAGGCGGGCCUGACAGAGUACUCUAAGUUUCUGGAAACGCUGGUUAAGUUUAACCUGAAUUUCCUGAACAGACUGAAGAACGAGAAGGACACGAGUGUGUUUUACAGCUCAAUAAACACGCUGUCAAACUUCAUAUCUAACGUCGUGCGCAUAAUACUCCUCACCGACGGAAUGGAGUACCUGAGUAGGAAGAACCCGAACUCGGAAAUGCAAUUCUUCCUCAAGUUCAGCAUAGAAAAGUUGUGGAACCUCUCAGUAUCUAUACUACAACGCUUCCCUUUCACCGUGAUUAACGCGCUCUUCUAUUACCUGGGCAGCCAGUUCAACAAGGAAAACGUGCUGGCGCAGAUAUACGUUUUCAACGCAAUUGACAGCUCACAGCUGAAGCCAGAGGAGUAUUUAAGCUACAUUAAGAUGCUGGACUAUGUGCUGGACAACUCUAAGAAUCUGUUCGUUAACCCAGUUUCGUUUGAAAACGCCAAGAAAAACUCGAAGAGGUUGAAGUUUAAGUACCUGUCGAUUAAAUUCUCUGAAAUUUGUACAAUAUUUGUGAAUGAAUUGGUUUCAAACACCGACAACAGAUCAGGAAUGGUCGAAUUGUUCGCCUCAUGGUGCUACUCUACAAACGUAUAUCACACUCUGCUUUCGAAGCAGCUUUGUAACUUCGUAAUAAGGCUGAUAGAGGCCAAGACUGCCUAUGUACACAUCUCAAAAUACGUUUUGGAUAUUGUCUUGGGAUUGUGCUUUUUCACCCAUUUUGAUAAGUUUAAUGAUAAUAGUGUGAAUACGUAUAGCAAGAUUAACAAUUUCGAUUCCAGUGAUGAAGCAGAAGAAAGGAGUGACGACGACGAUGUCGAAGAUCUCGACGGUGAGGACGAAGAGGAUAAAGAGGAAGAUUACACGUUCACAAUUGACCCGCACCAGCUGAACGCAUUUAAUUAUAUAACAAUCCUAUCGAAUUCGGGAGUCAUAUUGACGUGGCUGAUGGAAAAUGUGACAUUACCGUACACCUGUGCAUUUGUGGAAUCACUGAGAACUUUGCUCAAAGGCAUACAUGAGCAAUGCAACUGUAUCAUAUGUAAGUACCAGUGUUACUUCGCGGAACAAUUAAACACACCCUGUUUUUGCUACGAUAGCUUAAUCGUUAACGGGAACCCCUCUAUUUCCCACUACCUGGAGUUUAUAAACGCAAUAGCUACAAGUAUAAAUACGAGUGAUGCCAAAUUGAAGAGUUUAUCGGAAUUUUUCAUAUCGACACUUAUCGGCGUCCUGGAGCAACUAGUAACUGUGCUGAACAACUUACAAGAUAAUGAAAAUUUAAAGUUGAACAUAGCAAUAUUUAAAAUAGCAACCAAGUUGACGAAUGUGUCGGUGAGCAUUGGACACGACGAGUCUAAAAGCGCGACGUAUUCGAGUCUGAUAAGUCUUUUCUGCGUGCUCGGGGCGCCGCAACUGCGUAAGACGAGAGAUAGGACGAAGAGCAGGCUCUUCGCAGAGCUGCUGGGGAUACUUAACAAGGUGCUCUCGAGGGACCAGAACGACGAGUUUCUAAACCUGCACAAGAGGCUGCUCGACAUACUCGUCAAGAAGAUGGAAAAGUAUCCGCUUUUGCUGCUGCCGCUGGGAUUCCACCGGAAAAACAACGAACUCUUGGUGAGGGACUACGCAGCUGCGAUUCCGUCGAUUCUGGACAACGCUACGAAGCUGGACUCGCACACAGCGAGGCUCCUAUACAGCUACUACGUGUGGAAGUUCGCCAGGAACAACAACCUCGACGACAAGAACGGUGGAUUCUCAAGGGACCUGGCGAUCAUGAGCACGGAGAACGAGCCGCACCUGGGAGUCAUCGUUAACGUGUUCUUUAUGCUCUCGCACAAGAUCCAGGAUGUUCCUUCGGAGGCAAAACAGGACUGGAUUUUAAACUUCCAGUGA
Theileria orientalis strain Shintoku is the source of this 3159-nucleotide messenger RNA. RefSeq lists its product as hypothetical. Lineage: Eukaryota; Apicomplexa; Aconoidasida; Piroplasmida; Theileriidae. Bases 1 to 3159 code for a protein of 1052 amino acids. The transcript has 7 exons. The record is from RefSeq and is a predicted model, not a curated record.